Molecule: messenger RNA, 2112 nt
Organism: Enterospora canceri
Lineage: Eukaryota; Fungi; Microsporidia; Enterocytozoonidae
Source: the annotation of a GenBank genome assembly
AUGAUUUGUGAAAUCAAAAACACCCCGAUCUAUUUCCCAUUUGAUAAAAUACAACCAGAACAGAGGCAAUACAUGGAAGGAAUACUCAAUUCAAUAGAAAAUCCAGGACACACGCUUAUUGAAAUACCACCAAGUACUGGUAAGACAGAUGCAUUAAUUGCCUGUACAGUUUCAUAUGCAAUUUGGCAGAAAAAGCAGAAUAAGAAUCGUAAAAUCAUUUACUGUUUGAAUUCCAAGGUGGAAUUGGAUGAUGUUUAUAAGUCGAUAAAAAGGCAAAUUGAGUAUAUGGAUCAAUUUAUAGAAACAAACUUCACGGGAAUGUGUGCUGAUGGAGAUGCAAUGAGGAAAUACAAGCACAAUGAGACAGAGAGCAAUCAGGAAAUAUCACACGGGAUCUACAAUUUCUGUGACCUGAAAAAUAACAAACACAAAAAUGAACAAAUCAAUUCAACAAUGAUGCAAAGUGUUCUAGAAGUGUGUGAUUGUAUUAUAUUCACAUCCGAUUGUUUGAUUGAUAUAGGAAUAUAUUCACUAAUAUCAUGCAAAUUACAAGAAGAUAGCAUAGUAAUAUUUGAUCAGGCACAAAACAUAGAUAACAAGUGUGUGGAGUCAAUGAGCAUACAAAUCACACGUAGAGUAUUGGAAGAAGCAAGAAGUGCCUUGAAAAUAUUUGAAGAUCGAAUUAAAGACAAAUCCAACUUGUACAGAUCAGAAAGAAUGGAGAGAGUUGUUGAUGAGUGUAUUCCAUACUAUUUCAAUAAGAUGAAAAAUGAAGAAGUCUAUGAAUCAACACCAGGAAACAUGAGAAGCCCAAUGCAUGUGAUAGGUGCAAUAAAAAGGUUCAUUGAGUUCCUGAAGACUAAGUUGAAGUCAAGUCACGUUGCAAUUGAUACCGUAGAUGCGUUUCUUGAUAAAAUAGAAGACGUAGUGUGCAUAGAAAGGAAGCAACUACGAUUUUGUUCACAGCGUCUUUCUGUGCUAAAAAGCCAGGCCAACUUCAAUCACGACAAAAUGAGUUCAUUGGAACUGGUUGCUAAAGUAGCCACUUUUCUUGGUCUCCAUUCAAAGGAGUUUUCAGUGAUCUUUGAGCCAUAUGAUGCAAUAACACACGCAUUCAAUCCCACGUUCAGGUUAAGUUGCAAUGAUCCAUCAGUUGGUACCAAACACAUCUUCAGCAGAUUCAGAAAUGUUCUGCUGACAUCCACUGCUCUCUGUUCAACAGAAAUGUAUUCAAAAUUGCUUGAUUUCACACAACUCAAUACCAUCAGAAUAGGCCGAUUUCAUAACAGAAAUGUGGUAACACCACUCAUAAUCACAAAGGGAGACGAUCAGAUGAUAAUUGAAAACAAGCCAUUUGAUUCAAACAGGUUUGCGAUGGAUGAUGUGUUGGUUUCUGAUAAAAAGAAACAUAUUGAUCCAGCAAUAGUGCGAAACUAUGGCAUUUUGCUGCUCAAUUUGUCCAAGACUGUUCCAGACAACAUUUUGGUAUUUUUCCCAAAUUCAGGCUAUUUGGAUGAGAUUCUAUCAGCCUGGACAAACACAGGCGUAAUAGAAGAAAUCACAGCCAACAAGGCCAUUUUUACUGAAACACAAAACAUUCAGGAAACAGCAAUGGCAAUUGGAAAAUACAAAGAAGCCUGUGAUUCAGGAAGAGGAGGUAUUCUGCUUUGUGUUGCACGAGGAAUAACCUCGGAUGGAAUUGAGUUUGCAGGAGGAUACGGUAGAUGCGCUGUAGUCUUUGGAGUGCCAUUUCUAUCCACCAAUUGUGUCAUAUUGAAUGAAAAACUGAAAUUCCUGGAAGAAAGUCGUGGUAUAAAUGAGACUGAAUUUCUGACAUUUGAUGCAAUGCGUCAAACUGCCCAAUCGCUAUCACAAAUCAUCCGUUCACCAUUUGAUUACGGACUGGUGGUGUUGGCUGACACCAAAUUCACUACUUUUGAUAUUUUGAAUUUGCUACCAAAAUGGAUUCAACAAGACGUUGAAAAGGGUAACACGGGUUUGAGCAUUGACAUGGCAAUGAGGGCUGCCCGGGAAUUCUAUAGAGAAAUGGCUCAACCACCAGAUCAGGAAGAGUAUUUGAUUCAUAAUGAGAAUGAGUCAAUGAGAUCAUAA